Molecule: messenger RNA, 1029 nt
Organism: Salvia hispanica
Lineage: Eukaryota; Viridiplantae; Streptophyta; Magnoliopsida; Lamiales; Lamiaceae
Product: putative germin-like protein 2-1
Molecular function (GO): manganese ion binding
Source: RefSeq, a predicted model, not a curated record
UCUGCCGCCGCGACUGUUUCAAAGAUUCCUAUAAUUUUAAGACACGCUAUGAAAUCUUUCUAUAAAUAGAUAUGAUUUCUCAUCAUCAAUUGCAUCACUCAAAUUCAUAGCAACUUAAUACAUCUCUUACUAUAUUCAAUCAAAAAAUUGAAAUGGCGAAACAAUUCUCUCUCUUAUUGAGCACAGUAGCUCUUAGUUUAUGCUGCAUUGCAUUUGCCUUCGAGCCUAGCCCGUUACAAGAUUUCUGUGUUGCAGAUGCGUCUACCUCAGCAAGAGUGAAUGGUCUGGCAUGCAAGACCACUGCAUCGGUCCAAGCUAGUGACUUCUUGUUCAGUGGGCUCCACAUGCCAGCCGACACAAAGAACCCCUUUGGUGCCACGGUCACCCCAGUGACCGUGACCCAACUGCCUGGGCUCAACACCCUAGGCAUUGCACUGGCCCGGAUCGAUUAUGCUCCCAAGGGGGUCAUCGUCCCCCACUCCCACCCGAGGGCCUCUGAGAUCAUCACGGUCCUCGAGGGCUCUUUGGAAGUCGGGUUUGUGACCUCAAACCCUGAAAAUAGGCACAUCACUAAGACCCUCCACAAGGGUGAUGUGUUUGUAUUCCCAAUUGGGUUAUUGCAUUACCAGAGGAAUGUUGGAGAUGGAUAUGCAGUUUCUAUUUCUGGAUUGAGCAGCCAAAAUCCCGGUGUUAUAACUGCCACAAAUGCUAUUUUUGGAUCCAAACCAGAUAUCACUAGUGAUAUUCUUGCUAAGUCUUUUCAGGUUGAUCAGAGCAUUGUUGAAAAUCUUCAAGGAAAGUUCUAGAAGGAAAAUCUUUGAAUUUUAUAUCUUUUGAUCAUGAUCAAAGCAUUGUGAUUUAGUGUUUCUUUAUUUGUCAAAUUAGCUCAACGUUGGAGUUUGAAUGUCAUCUUUAAUUUGUGCCUUUUUUUAUUUCAAUUUUCAAUUUUAUUGUGUAGAGUGAUAUGUUUUAUUGCAAAAUGAUGAAGGAAUGUCUUGUGUGAUUUGUUCGAGACUUUAUGAAUUGUUA